UAUAUAAUUAUCUAACUUAAAAGUUUUAACAAAUUGUAGGUCUGUAGACUACUGUUCUACAAGUAUACCUAGUGGUUUAUCGUAAACGAAAAUAAACUAGGUAUUAGUUUGAAUGAUAUUGUGUUAAAAUUAUUUUAAUAAUAAUGAAAAGUUAUACAAAAUUACAAUGUUUUUUAACUGUGUUUUUAUUAUGUUUUGUAAAUUCGGGAUACAAUGUAGAAAUACUAGGAUUGUAUGAAGGUGAUAUUUGUCAGUAUGGCGAUGAAGAAACUUCCAACUACAUUUGUCGGAAUUGGAAAAAUUGUCCAGUUCCAAUCGAAGAACUUAAGAAAAGUAUUUACCCUAUAUGCUCUUUCAACGGAAUAACUCCAAUAAUUUGUUGUCCGCCAGAAAAAAAUAUCCAUAAUCAAUUUACUACCACAACGAUUAAACCGGCAAGCAUAAGUCCAAUUUUGAAAACAUCUGCUGCCACGGAAAAGUGUAAAGAGUAUUCAGAAUUAAUUUAUUUUAAAAGAAAAGACCCAGUAUUAACUUCAUCAAGUGAGAUACAUUUCAUCACACAAAUUGAUUGCUAUAAUGCCAAUUCUUUAAUUAGCGGCGGGGAAAAGGCUGAACCAAAGGAAUUUCCUCACAUGGCUUUGUUGGGUUUUGGUGAAAAACCAGACAAUGAAUCAUGGUUUUGUGGAGGAUCACUAAUAAGUAAUAGAUUCGUACUAACAGCAGCUCACUGUGAAAAAAACGGUGAUAUAAAUCCGUCAUAUGCGAAAUGGGCUCGCUUAGGUGAACUAGACUAUAACUCAGAAACUGCCGAUGCCAGACCUACAGACUAUAAAAUAGUAGAACGCAUAAUACAUCCAAAUUACAAACCACCUUCUCUGUACAAUGAUAUAGCAUUGUUUCGUUUAGAAAGAGAUGUAGAUUUCUCGGCAUAUGUACGACCUAUUUGCCUAAAUACAAAUAAUACAUUAACACCUCCAGCAGUAAUGGCUACUGGUUGGGGAAAAACUGCAUUAGAUCGAAAAGUUAGCACACAUUUAUUAAAAGUACGACUAAACACAAUUUCGGCGCAAGAGUGCGAUAAUAGUUUCUUUAACAUCCAAAACAAAAAUAAAAAAUUAGUAAAAGGAAUAGAUAAAAACUCGAUGUUGUGUACUGGCAAAAUAGAAGAUCAAAAGGCCACUUGUCGAGGUAAUUCUGGUGGGCCAAUUCAAAUAAAACUCAAUGGUUACAAAUGUAUGUAUUCACAAUUAGGAAUAACAUCAUUUGGACUAAUUUAUGGGUAUGAAGAUGUGUCUGCUGUUCAUACACGAGUAUCGAAUUAUAUUUCAUGGAUUGAAGGGAUCGUCUGGCCAACAACGUAAUAGCGCAAAUUGACUAAUAUAAUAAUAAAGCAUAGAUUUGAGUUAGAUGUUAAUAAUCUACAUUUUAAAGUUUGAAACCGUAUAUAAUUGUAUUCAUAGUGAAAAUUUGGUUUUUUAAUUGUUUGUAGCGGCUAUGAAUUUUUUUAAUAUUUUUAGGUUUACACUCUGUAGAUAUUAUAUAAUAUAUAUUAUACCAAAAACGAAAAAAUAUAUAUUUUAUU
Molecule: messenger RNA, 1582 nt
Organism: Metopolophium dirhodum (rose-grain aphid)
Lineage: Eukaryota; Metazoa; Arthropoda; Insecta; Hemiptera; Aphididae
Product: serine protease snake-like
Exons: 7
Coding region: 144-1361 (405 amino acids)
Biological process (GO): proteolysis
Molecular function (GO): serine-type endopeptidase activity
Source: RefSeq, a predicted model, not a curated record